UUAUUGUGAAGGUCUGUAGUACUGGAAGCUUUAAACCCUCUGCCGAAGUUACAGCGGAACCGGAAGUUCCUUUGUUAUCUCUCGGUCGUAAGCAAGAUCAGCGGAGUGUGUUUGUUGUUGGUAAAGAAGUGUGUGUGAGAGAGCUCUGACCGAUCCUCUGUGUGUUUUCACGCCGACGACACAGCUCCUGGAGUUAGCCUGGCGUGCUAGCUGUUAGCGGAAGUCUGUUAUCAGAGUGUGAAGAUGUGUAAAGUCCAAAUGCUGAGAGCGUUGGUGAAGCAGCGACUAACUGCGGCUGCUGAAGAGAUAUUUGGGCUGUUUGAAAGAACGAUAGCAGAGUACGAGGAGCAACUUUGUCGCUCAAAAGAGGAGAACGAGCGACAACGGAAACUACUGGACGCUGUUUACAACCCUCAGCUCAGGUUACACAGAGCAGACGUGCAGCAGCUGUUGGUGGUUAAAGAAGAGGUUCCCCCUGAGCAGCAGGAGUGGAGCUCCAGUGUGGACCAGGAGGACCCAGAGCCCCCACACAUUAAAGAGGAAGAGGAGGAACUGUGGAGCAGUCAGGAGGGAGAGCAGCUUCAAGGGCUGGAGGAGGCUGAUAUCACCAAGUUCACAUUCACUCCUGUCCCUGUGAAGAGUGAAGAUGAUGAAGAGAAACCUCAGUCCUCACAGCUUCAUCAGUCACAAGCUGAUGGACACCACUGUGGUGGAGUACGACCAGUGCCCGGAGACGCUGAUCCAGAUUUACAACAGGAUGCUGACCACAAGAAGCCUGACAGUUCUUUAGUUGCUGAGAUAGAAGUCAGUCUUGAUGACUGGGACGAGACCAGAGAACCUCAGUCAGGUUUAAAGACUCACAAUAAAAAUAAAGUCCCAGUCGGUCCUAUGACUUCUAUCUCUGGUGAAAACCCCUUUAGCUCCUCCGAGACUUCAGACUCUUCUGAACCUGAUGACAGUGACGAUGAUUGGAUGGAGACCAAAGAACCUCAGACAGUUUCAGGCUCUGUGAAAAAAGUCAGUAAGACCAGAUGUAGAGCUGGUGGGAGACCAUUUGGGUGCUCUGAGUGUGGGAAAAGAUUUAGAACCAAGACACAUCUGAAGAUCCACAUGGCAGUUCAUACAGGAGAGAAACCGUUCAGCUGCUCCAUUUGCGGCCAAAAAUUUUCAACCAAAACGAGUCAGAAGAGACACAUGAGAACUCACACGGGGGAAAAACCUUUCAGUUGCUCGGUGUGUACGAAAUCUUUUGCGCAGAGCGGAUGUUUAGCAAAACACAUGAGAAUCCACACAGGAGAGAAGCCGUUCAGCUGCUCUAUGUGCGGUAAGGCUUUUGUCGAACGGGGAAACCUGAAGGUCCACCUCAAAACCCACAUGGGAGAGAAAACAUUCAGCUGCUUGGUCUGUAAGAAAUCCUUCGCGCAGAAUGUGAGUUUGCAGAACCACUUGAGCGCUCACACGGGAGAGAAACUAUUCCGCUGCUUGGAUUGUGGGAAGCAAUUUUUGUGCAAGAUGCAUCUGAAGAAACAUGCAAUAAAUCACACAGGAGAGAAACCAUUCAGCUGCUCGGUGUGUGGGAAAGGUUUCACCCAAAGAGGGAAUCUGAAAAGACACACAAGGAUUCACACAGGACAGAAGUCGGUCAGCUGUUUGGUUUGCGGUAAAGGUUUUGUUGACAGCGGGAACCUGAGGAAACAUAUGAGAACUCACACAGGAGAGAAACCAUUCAGCUGCUCUGAGUGUGGUAAAAGUUUCAUACAGAAGAUUCAGCUGACGCUCCACAUGACUGUCCACACGGGGGAGAAACGAUUCAGCUGCAGUGUUUGUAACAAAAGAUUUGCCUGGCGUCCACGGGUCAAGAGACACAAAUGUGUCGGACGUCAGUCAUCAGAACUUUGUCAACCUGAGGAGAACAAAGAGGUGGAGUCAAAACAGAUAAAAAUAGAAGCUGAUGCAGAGGACUGUGGAGGACCCGAAUCAGCUAGGAAUUCGGAAUCAGAUCGGAGGGAGCAGCUUGAAGGGCUGGAGGAGGCUGACAUCAAGUUCCCAUUCGCUCUUGUCCCUGUGAAGAGUGAAGAUGAUGAAGAGAAACCUCAGUCCUCACAGCUUCAUCAAACACAAGCUGAUGGAGACCGCUGUGGUGGAGUACGACCAGUGCCCGGAGACUCUUCUGAAGCUGAGACUGACGACAGUAAUGAUUGGACAGACACCAGAGAACCUCCAUCAGGUUUAACCUCCCUGAAAAACGACAAAGUACCUGCCAAUAACUCAAGAUCUUCUGCUGGAGAGAAAGAAUUCAGCUGCUCUGAAUGUGGGAAAAAAUUUGCCGCAAAAGCUUCUCUGAACAGACACAUGAGAACUCACACAGGAGAGAAACCAUUCAGCUGCUUGGUGUGCAAGAAAUCUUUUGCGCUGAACGGGUGUUUACAGAAACACAUGAGAAUCCACACGGGAGAGAAACCCUUCAGUUGCUCAGUUUGCGGUAAAAGUUUUAUUGAUAACGGGAAUCUGAAAAAACAUUUGAGAACUCACACAGGAGAAAAAACUUUUAGCUGCUUGAUUUGUAAGAAGUCGUAUGCUCAGAAUGUGAGUUUACAGAAACACAUGAGCGUUCACACCGGAAAAAUUCUGUUCAGCUGCUCCGUUUGUGGGAAGCAUUUUUUGUGCAAGCCGCGUCUGAUGACGCACAUGAUGAAACACACAGGAGAGAAACCGUUCAGCUGCUCCGAGUGUGGCAAAGAUUUCAUUGACAGCGCAUAUCUUAAGAAACACAUGAGAACUCACACAGGAGAGAAGUUGUUUAACUGCUCAGAGUGCGGUAAAGGGUUCAUUGAAAGCGGCGGCCUGAAGAGACACAUGAGGACCCAUACUGGGGAGAAACCCUACAGUUGCUCAGUUUGUGGUAAAGGUUUUAUAGAGAAAGUGCAGUUGACGCGCCACAUGGCGGUCCACACCGGGGAGAAAAAAUUCAGCUGUGGGGUUUGUAACAAAAGAUUUGCCUGGCGGCCACGGGUCAAAAGACACAAAUGUGUUGGUGGUCAGUCGUUGGAACUUCAUCAAACUGAGGAGAACAGAGAGGCGGAGCCUCCAGCCAGCAGCUUAUCUGAACAGAUAAGAACAACAUCUUUGUAAAGAGUAUGAAGCAACUUUUUUCUGUGUACUUGUAACAUUUGAAAUUUAAAAUUGCAUACAUUAUUUGUACUUAUGACAGCAUUUGAACUCCAUUUUCCAGAGUCCUUCACUUUUCAAACCUCCGCCCAUGCAGCCAGUUGUCAUUCACCAAUGGUCACUGUUGCAAAGUUUUCAAGUUAACUGUCCAAGCAACAAGAUAAACAAAUGCAAGUUAGUGCCAAGCUGCUAAAUCUGUAAGGACAAAGAGACCAGAUCCAUCUGACCUGUAGUCUCACUCACCAGACCUUUCUCAAGAAAAGAAAGGUCUGGCUGCGCCGACUCUCACUUUAAGA
Messenger RNA from Epinephelus moara (kelp grouper), 3464 nucleotides. RefSeq names its product zinc finger protein 665-like. Bases 244 to 3132 code for a protein of 962 amino acids. Gene Ontology annotation, biological process: regulation of transcription by RNA polymerase II. NCBI's taxonomy places the organism in Eukaryota, Metazoa, Chordata, Actinopteri, Perciformes, Serranidae. The record is from RefSeq and is a predicted model, not a curated record. Gene Ontology annotation, molecular function: DNA-binding transcription factor activity, RNA polymerase II-specific; RNA polymerase II cis-regulatory region sequence-specific DNA binding. The transcript has 2 exons. Gene Ontology annotation, cellular component: transcription regulator complex; PcG protein complex.